AUGCCCGGUCCGGCCGGACAGAUCACGCCGCCGCACCGCGCCAAUCCCGCGCUGCCACGUGGACUCCGCCACCGACCGCCACCGCCGGCCCGCGAGGCCCGCGCGGGGCCCCCCGAGCCCAUCCGCGCCGCCGCCUCCGCGCGGGCCCGAGCGCGCCGCGCGCCCCGCCGGCCGCCGCCCGCGUCGCCCUGGUCGCCGCCUCCGUCCGCCUCCACGCCGCCUCCGCCCGCUCCACCGCGUGCCCCGGCCUCCCCCUCGCCGGAUCCGGCCGGCCCCGACCCCGGCGACCUCCCCUGA
This is a messenger RNA of Aegilops tauschii subsp. strangulata, 297 nucleotides long. The record is from RefSeq and is a predicted model, not a curated record. NCBI's taxonomy places the organism in Eukaryota, Viridiplantae, Streptophyta, Magnoliopsida, Poales, Poaceae.